AGUGGCGGUUUCCUCGGCCACCGGCAGAGAAGCGAACGGUGCUGCUAGAUUGGUAUUGUUUUAGAAUCGCUCAGUGUACUUGUCGUGAGUGUAGCUCAACCAGUUUUUGCGUGAAGUGGACGGCGCCGCACCGAUGAAUCCGCUGGAAAAGCUUGAAGACGUGCUCCGAUCCUGCGAUAGAGUAUUCGUCGGUAUCAUUUGUCUACUCGUUUCGUUGGCUUUCUACUGGACGGGUUUCCUGCAGAUUCUCACAGCAUUCCUGCCAUCAAUCUUCUAUCUGCCUACUAUUGCUGCUAUCGCCGGUCUUCUGAGGUUAUUGGUGGAGCGUCGCCUCGGGCAGAAGAAAUUGCCUUCAGAAGGCAAAGCUGUUUUCAUCACCGGCUGCGAUUCAGGUUUCGGAAACUCGCUGAGCAGACGGCUCGCGAAUCGAGGAUACGUAGUGUUUGCGGGAUGCAUCGACGAAAACAGUGAAGGCGCUGCCUCGCUCCGAGACUAUUCAAAGUCGAUCAAAACACUUCAGCUGAAUGUCACCAAAGAGCAGGACUUGCUUGCGGUUGAAGAGGAAAUCACCGCUCAUCUGAACAGAGAAAAUCUCCAGCUGUGGGCUGUCAUCGCCAACGCAGGAGUGCUUCAUGAAACGCCGCUCGAGCUCUCGCCAAUGAGCGAAAUCGAAAAUUUGAUCAAUGUCAACCUACUCGGAGUGUUCAGGACUGUGAAAGCCCUACUGCCCGCCGUGCGGAAAUGCAAAGGCCGGAUCAUAGUGACAUCGAGUCUUUCUGCCACUUUCGCUUUCCCGUACCUGGUAUCUUAUUCUGUCUCAAAAACAGCCGUGAAAGCGUUCUGUCAAGGUUUGCAUCGAGAACUGCGGAAAUUUGAGGUCACCUGCAUCUCCAUCGAGCCCACAUUCUACAGAACUCCUCUGCUGAACAGAACCGGACCGACUCCUGCGGACCGUUUGCAGCAAGUCGAUGACGAAAGGAAGCAGGCUUAUUCUUUCUUCAUCAAUGAAUACGAGAAGCUGAUGAAGGGAAUGUAUAAGCUGGCCGAUACGAACAUCGAGGCGCCCAUCAAUGCGUUCGAGGACGCCGUUUGUUCAGCGCGACCGAAACGGAGCUACGUUCUGGCGCCGCUCCAGUACAGAAUACUGACGUAUAUCUCAUCUCAUUUCGAUCUGUGCUUCACUGAUCUCUUCAUCAACGCGUUGAUUUCACCGUGGAAAACGAUCUUGGAAAUCGUCCGACAUCAAUACGAUCGACUCUCUAGUUUAGACGCAUCUAAGUAUUAAGCUAGGAACUCGCUCUCGGCCGGUUGAUCUCGAAGGGCGCUUGCCUUCUGAGAAUAAUCGGUGCUAGGAAUGAUCUUUAUAUAUUAGAGCGUGAACUCACAAUUUAGACAUAUGUAUAGGUCUCUCAGAAUGAAAAUGGUUUGUUAAUCUCAGGAGCUGCGCGGUAUAUGAAGCGAUUCGCAUCGACGUUGAAUCCAUUGCGACAGAAUAAAUUGAUUCUUCAUCGUUGAAUGAG
Molecule: messenger RNA, 1520 nt
Organism: Galendromus occidentalis (western predatory mite)
Lineage: Eukaryota; Metazoa; Arthropoda; Arachnida; Mesostigmata; Phytoseiidae
Product: 17-beta-hydroxysteroid dehydrogenase type 6
Exons: 5
Coding region: 134-1285 (383 amino acids)
Biological process (GO): steroid metabolic process
Cellular component (GO): intracellular membrane-bounded organelle
Molecular function (GO): oxidoreductase activity
Source: RefSeq, a predicted model, not a curated record